GAACGACAAGAGGGGGAUUGACACGAGCCAGGCUAGAGUGGACGGACACCAGAAGGAGCUUGACAAGAUCAUGAAGAAGUUGAAGGACAACGACCUCGGUGCUCCGUGCAAGGGGUUGGUCUGACUUGAAUGUCCGUAUUCAAAUCGAGGAAGUGACUUGUAGCUGCAUCAUUGAAGAGUUAACCAGGAACUAGCUGCACCUCGGUCUUGCUCCUGGCAAAACAUGAUGGCUAUUGGCGGGGUGGUCCUGGACAAAGACCAGUUCAACUGCUCGGUGUGCCUGGAUGUCCUGAAGGAGCCAGUGACCAUUCCAUGCGGCCAUAGUUACUGCUCCGACUGCAUCCGUAGCUGCUGGGACCAAGGAAACAACUUGAGGGUCGUCAAGUGCCCUCAAUGUCGACGGACUUUCAACCCGAGGCCAGAGCUCUGCCUAAACACCUUACUGGCUGACAUGGUGGAAGGGUUUAAGCAAAGUGGACUCCAGGAGGUGUUGGUGGGUCAAAGUCUGGCAAAGAGGAAGCACAGGGCGAUCAGUCAGGCCAUGCAACAAGUACUGAAUAAAUUAGACCCGGACGAGCAGGAACAUCUCCAGGAUGAGUUGGAUUCCAAGGAUCAGAAGACAAGGGUGUACAGAGUGGCUUUUCUCACGGCAGAGAAGAAGCAACUUGAGGAGCAGAAGAAGCAGAUGGAGAAAACGCUGGUUAAAGACCAGAAAGACUUGGAAAAGACCAAGAACUUCGCAAGGGAUAUUGUGGAAUAUGCCCGGGAGAUGGUGGAAAAUGCACGGGAGAAGGAGGUGGAAAAGGCAAGGAAGAAGUUGCAGAAGCGCGAGAAGCAGGCCAUCGAGGUGACUGAUUUGAGUCAGGCUAGAGUGGACGGAGAUCAAAAGGAGCUCGACAAGAUCAUGAAGAAGUUGAAGGACAACGAGCAGGAGUAUGAAGAGCUGAUGCUAGAACACCAGGAGGGGGUCCAUGCGGGGGUUGGUGAGUAGCUCAACAUCUAUUGUAACAUUUAUUUAUGCCUUGUUUAGACUCAAAUCCACUAGAUCCACUCGACCGUCCAAGGUUUCUCAUUGGGUUGAGUUUUUUCUUGUCCUGAUGUGGGAUCUGAGCCGAGGAUGUCGUUGUGGCUCGUGCAGCCCUUUGAGACACUUGUGAUUACGGGCUAUAUAAGUCAACUUUGAUUACUUACUUACUUAGGCCUUAGUAUUCCCUGAGGAACAUAGGCCGCCGACCAAAGCCUUCCAUCCAUUCCGGUCUUGUGCCCUUCGGUCAAGUUGUUGCCAUGACAGCCCCUCAGCCCUCAUCUCCUGUUCCGUGCUUCUUCUCCAGGUUGUUCUUGGUCUCCCUCUGUUUCUUUUUCCCCUGUGGGUUCCAUGUUAGUGCCUGUUUGGUGAUUGAUUUAUUGGGUUUUCUGAGUGUGUGGCCUAUCCAGCGCCACUUCCUUCUCCUGAUUGGCAGUUCCACUUGUUUGGUGAGUUCCCACAGGUUGGCAUUGGUGAUGGUGUCUG
Molecule: messenger RNA, 1510 nt
Organism: Nerophis lumbriciformis (worm pipefish)
Lineage: Eukaryota; Metazoa; Chordata; Actinopteri; Syngnathiformes; Syngnathidae
Source: RefSeq, a predicted model, not a curated record